AUGGGUGCCUUGAGCAAAUACAAGCUCACGCUCAGAAAUGCUCGAGGCCCUAGCGCCCGACAAGAUCCGAAGACUGAAACUCCGCCACCUGCGAAAACGGUGGAGAACGGCUCCGCAGAGAAGGGAAUCGAGCCCGAGAUCCCCGUCGCCCCGAAAACGACGGGGGAACCGUCUGUCAUUGCCAAGAAAACACCACGGAAGAAAAAAGUCGGAAAAGUGACGGCGGAGGCACCCGCAGCUGGCGCAGCGACAACAAGGGCGGCGACUCCAGUCGUGACCGCAUCGAAAUCACAGCCGAAGCCGCCGGCAAAGGCUCCGGAACCGAGAGAAAAGAGGUCUCGGACCGCGACCCAGCCCUUCCAGAGCUCCAUGAUCGACCAGAUUCAACAGGUUACGGCUGAAAGCACUCGCGGGAAGAAAAAGAAGAAGGAAUCGUCGAGCGACGCGGCUGCGGUAGUACUUUAUGACCCAGGCGAAUUUCUCGCCGUCCGCAGCGAAGGCGAUGGCUUUUUCAUCUGCAGAGCUCUGGAAAAAAUCACGCCAUCUUCUGGCAAUAUCAAAAUCGAAUGGCUCGAUAACGUGAAACAGUCAUCGAAGAACCACUACGCGCUCGACUACUGUGAUAUAAUCGAUCGAGAAACCAUCCUCACCAACCUCAAAUUGAAAAGAAUCGGACACUUGUUGUACUCGCUGCCCGAUGAAGAGAGGACUCGCACCAUGAAUAUUCUCGAUCGAGCCAUAAAAGUGCAGAAAGGAGAAUUGCCCCCUCCCGACCCCAAAGAUGUCACCGCAGAUGGCUUAGAUGUCUCGCUGGUCACGGAAGCCGAGGCAGGAACCGCCAAGAAAAUUCCCGCCGGGAAAGACGAAAAGCCAGGUCCGAAGGCCCAGAAGCGGGGGCGCAAAAACCAACGGAAGAAGUCCGCGAAGAGCAAGGACGACUCGCUUUCGGAGGACGGGGACGAUGAUUUCCUCGAAGUGCUGCCAGCCAAAGUUCCCAAAGUAAAAGAGCCGAAGCCUUUCCCUAAAGGCGUCAUCUACCUGAAAGGCGAUUUUUUAGCCGUCAGAAACGCGUCUGACGGUUACUACACCUGCAAGGUGGUGACAAAUAUACACCAAGACUCCAGAACUGCCCAUAUCCAGUGGAUGUACGAGGAUCCGGACUGUCCGAACACCUACGUACUAGAUUACCACGAUACUAUCCAGACGGAAAGCAUUUUAACCAAGCUCGCGGUUACGCGGAGGGAUCGAGGUCGAAUACAGCUCACGAACGCCGAGAAGAAACGAGCUGAGAAAGCUCUUGACGAGAGUCGGGAGAAAUCUAGGAGCGGAAUCGAGAACGGCAUUCCUCACUCGAAGUCGAACACGUCCACCAGGCGUAACGGCACCGAGCCCGAGAAAAUCAAGUCCGAAAGUCCCGCUGGAAUGCGGUUGACCAUUCGGAGGGUGAACGACGAUCAUUCGAGCUCGUUACUAGCCGCCGAUAUCCCUCAGAUGACCGAAGAUCCACUCUGGGACCAUAAUAAUCCCGAAGGCGGAGCGAUUUCCCCGACGAGUGACUCGACCGACCGUCUGUUCGCUUGCGUUUUCCAACGCGACCACGUCGGUCUGCGACGUCUCCUCUCGUCCGCGCAGGUCGUCUCCCCCUACAUGUACCAGAGCGUCCACGUCCACAAGCUCGCGCUCAGCUACGCCGUCGAAGCUCACGACGUUGCGUCAAUACGGAUCCUACUCGGACGGGACUGCGAUAUAAAAACUUGUAAGAAACAAACAAACCUCAUGUGGUGCCAAGGGGGUGAGAGAAAUAAGAAAGAGGGCAACGGAGCAUUACUGAGGGAUUAUGUGCUCGAUUCACCACUAUCCAAGGAAGCCGCCAUAUCUCAGGUCAGAGGUAUCGCACUGGAGAAGGGCGUCCGCAUCGACGUGCUGGAAGAACUCCUGGGGAAAGAUGCCGUUUCGGAGGCGAACGCGAUCAAAGCCCUCGAGAACGGAAACUACGACCUGGCCGUCUCCAUAGCCGCGGCUCUCCGACCAACCGAUAGCGAGAAAGGAAGUUCGCUAAUCAGAAGAAUCCUCGUGACGGGCGGACUCGAGGCCAACGAUCUCUUCACCGAAAUCAACUCGAAUCAAACCACUGUGUUCCAUUUGCUCAUGGCAAUGCCUAAUCUCGAUGUUCUCUCGAAUGUUCUCUACUCGAGUCGACGGGUCAAUAUGGAUCAGAGCAUCCGAGACCUGCUGACGAAACGAGAUCGUCUCGGCAGGACUCCCAUCCAUUACGCAGCGGCUGCCCGUACGACAUCAACUCUGGAGUGGCUCAUCGACCGCGGAGCGAACUUGUACCAAGUCGAUAACGACGGCCGCAACGUUUUGCACAUGAUCGCCGCCCAUGGUCGGGUGGAAUCACUGACUCUACUCAUAAAGUUGUCCGGGAUCGCGCACCUCGACGACUCGGACCGCUACGGACAGAGCCCACUACACAGAGCGAUUUUGUCGUGCCAGCCACGAAUGCUCGAGCGGCUGUUGGCCUUCGGAGCAGAUGCCAAUAAACCUCUUGGCUCCCACUCUGACAGGGUGACUCCGCUCAUGCUAGCAGCUCAGCGAGGAAACCACCUGCAGAUGCUCAUCAGCCUCCUCAAAUUCGUGGAUCGGGUCGAUGGACAGGACAAACGUGAACGGUCGGCCUUGAUACACGCCGCAAUGAACGGUCAUACGGCGGCAGCCUGUCUCCUCCUGCGACAUGGAGCGAAUCCUCAUCUGGCGGAUAACAGCGGCAACUGCGCCCUCCACCAUGCAGCCGCAUACGGCCAUCUGUUCGUGGUGAAACUCCUGGUCGAAAUCGCUAACCUAAGCCCUGCGCAGCUGAACGACGCCAAGAUGUGCUCCUUAGAGGUGGCGUUUCGUAAGGGACAUAUUGGCCUCGUGAAGUAUAUGCUCGGCUUAGGCUGUUUCGCACGCGGUUUCGACUGUGGAUUCGGCGAGACCCUGCUCACGUCGUGCAUCCUAAUGGGGGAUCUGCUCGAACCGACGCAGGUCGCGCGUUUCGAAGUACUUCUGAAGUCUUGUCCCCAGCUGGCGCUGAAGACCGACAGCCAGGGCAACAACCUCUUCCACCGGCUCGUCCACAUGGAGCAUCGCAUCAUGCUGCAACAACUGCAUAAAAACGACGACACGCUCGAGGAACAUCACGAGUGUUUGGCCGAUAUCGUUGACCUCGUGCUCGCGUUGCCCGUCGCCGAAAAAGCGCUCGCAGCGGGGAACAACGAGAAAGAAACGCCCGUUUCGACGGCUCUGUCGUACGGAUGUAUUUGGUUCGCGGCUCGCUACGGUCAAGCGUCGCUCUCAACCUUCAGGAGCGCGUUCAAGUCCGAGAACGCUCUCAAGAAACUCGCGAUGCAUUGCGCGUCGUACAGCACCACCGAUCUCAUGUGUCCCUUGGUCGACAACAAGACCGACGUCGAGUCGCUGAAGAAGAUCUCGCGGAGUCUCCUGCAGAAAGGCAUAAAUCUCCUCUCGGUCGCGUUACAGAGCGCCGAAGACGUACAAGUCCCGUGGAAGGUUGACAACGUCUGCUCGUUCAUUAAAUUUCUGUUUUCCGCGCUCGAACACGAGUCCUCAGGACCGAUUCUCCACGAAGCCGUUCGCUGUCGAUCGUCGAAAUUCCUCGAGACCAUCCUGGAGUCCGCCGGGAGCGGUCUCAACCGGGAGGCUCGUCUCAAGGACCUCACUGCCCUGCAGGAGGCCGCCGUGCGAGGUAACUCGGAUGCGGUUCUGCUUCUGCUCCAGAACGGCGCGAAGACCGAGCUUAUGAUGCCGCCGAGGUCGGCUGACGACGUAGCGACACCGUUCUUCCUCUUCUGUUGCCACCCCGAAAGUCCUUUCGGAGCCGAAGUCAUCCGGGCCAUGGUGGACAAGGGAACACCGGACUUGCUCGCUCUGCAUCCGGCGACUGGCGAUACGGCGUUGCACUACGUCGUGCAGAAGAAGAAUUGGUCGGUCGACGAUCGGAAGGCGACCGUGGAACUCCUUCUCGAGAAGGGGCUCUCGGCGUCCGCGCUGAAUCUUCGCCGGCAGAGCCCACUCCAUCUCGCGGCUCUGAACAACACAGGCUGCGACCCGAGCAUCGAGUUCAUUCUGAAAAAAGCGAACGCUUCGAUCGAGGCGGUCGAUGCCGACAACCGAUUGCCUCUCCACUAUUUGUUCCUGAGUCCGAGCGCCGAAGAUGAUCCGAUCGACGUCUGUAAGAUCCUCGUCGAAGGAUCGAUGGUCCCCCUCCUCAACACGACGGCGGAUCGGGCCGAUCUGCAGACGGUCCUGCACAACAUCGCGGCCGCGGGGGCCACCCUGUGCUGUCGUUACGUGCUUUCGCUCGGUGUCAGUACGGAAGUUCGGAAUAAACAAGGGAAUACCGCUGCCGCGUUGGCGACGCUGAACGAGAGGGCAGGCGUUCUCAUGUCAUUGAUCGAUAGGAGAUCGAUCGUUAAGGAAGAGAUCUGUAGAGCUCAACCGACCGAAACUAAUAUCCAAUCACAGCUGAUAUGGAGGUAUGUCUACCCGAAGCAGACCCUGCUGAUGCGACAAGCGUUGAUGCAAGCAGUUUUCGAAAUCGGGAAGAAAGAACUCGAUUGUGACGGGCAUACCGAAAUAUCCGACGCGAACGAAAGGUCACCGCCAUGCAACGGAAAGAGAGAGGAUGAAAGUUUCAUCAAUCGGAGCGCCUCGCUUCGGGGGGGAGAUCGCGCAGGAGGACGCCAUGCCGAGUCGCCCUGGACGUCCCUCAUUCCAGGACUUCUCAUCGACCAGCUCGAGACUGUGCAACUGCCGAUCACGGUGGCUGUCGAUGCUGCCAUUCGAGCUGAGAACUAUGAGAUAGCGCUGAAGCUGCUAACGAGGAUCAAGGACUUAUGGACCUUGAAGCUGAUACUCAGCAAGCAGACUUUGCUGCAUUUAGCGGCGCAGCAGAAAUACAGCGCUGGUCAGAUGAAGGUCGUUCAAGCUCUCCUUGAUAAGGAGGUCGUCCCUCAAGCUCUUGAUGAGCAUGGUUGCUGUGCGCUCACGUACGCGAAUAUCAAUUGGAAUCAUGUUUUGGCGAACUUCUUGCUCGACAAAAUGGGCGUGGAAUCGGCUGCUAGACAAGGCGUGGAUCUUUCUUUCCGCACGCCCUUGUCGGCUAUCUUCUGGAGACUGGAGAAAAAACCACUCCCCGAACCGAUGAUCGAUAUCGCUCGGCGACUGAUACGCGCCGGUGCCGAUAUAAAUGUCCUCAGUUGUUACCCCGUUCUCAAUCUGGAGUUCCCCGGCACCGUUUGUGUGUCCGAGAACGUGAUGCAUGUAACUCAUUCCGCUGCGGCGAGAAUUUCUCCACUGAUUAUGGCCGUCUGUAAAAAAAAUCACGCGACCGCGAGAUUCUUACUGAGGGAAGGAGGAGCGAAUCCCAACUUCGUCGAUGGCCAGCAGAGGAACGCUUUGAUGUACGCCAUCAAACUGAACGAUCUUAGCAUGGCGAAACUCCUUCUGAACUAUGACUAUGAUAUUCGAGAGGACAGAUUCAAUUCGGUCAUCAGUGGGUGCUUACCAAGUCCUGAGGCCACAUUGCGCGAGGACGAAGAAAUCAAGAAAUACGUCAAGACCUCCCCCGUCGAUCUCGGUCACCAGGAUAUCUACGGGUGGACCAUAAUCCACCAUGUCGUGGCUCCCCUCCCGGAGAUGACUUACGCUUCGACUCGAAUGCUCCGACUUCUGGCGACAAUCAAAGCCCCUUUGACUGUGCCGGAUCGGAACUCGAUCGUGCCUCUACACCUGAGCGCUGCUCGAGGUGUGGAAAGCUUGACGCUGGCGCUUCAGAAGCUCAUAUCCGACGGAAACCCAUGCCCCCGCAUCGCAUACCACGGACUCCCUCCAAUAGCCGAUGACCCGGUCAUGCGCAUCGUACCGCUGCGAGAUUUCAAUGCAGACUGCGAAGCGUACGAAGAACAACAAAGACGAAAGCGAAGUACCGACAACGGCCAUGGAGGAAGCGAUCGGGAGCGCGGUCUGGGAAGCAUUGUCGAUCCUUUCGGGCUCUCCGAACCACAGGAAUGGGAAAUCGUCUCCGACGUCAAGACCAAAACCACUUACGAUGUUCAUCUCACGAAGCUCGAUCGUCACUUUAUCUAUUCAUUCUCCAAACUUCAAUUGCUGACCACGCUCGACCGCGGCAGAUUCGUCGUUGUCGAGCGCUCAGGACGCGUCGGUGACGUCGGCACAGCCACUCGCACCAGUUGUUCUACGGAGUCCGAGGCCGUACAGGAGUUCUGUCGUCUGUUCCAAUUGCGCACUGGAGCCAAAUUUGAAGACAUGUCCACAUUGCGGCCUGCCCCCGACGUGUUCAGACCGGUCACCGUGAAUCGACCGAGUCCUGCUCGCGAACUCAAGAACAACGAGCCCGCCAGCGCUGUGAUUGAAGUUCUAUCCGAAACUCGGAGCAGUAAACUGCCAAAGCCAACACAGGAUCUCCUGAAGACCACGAUCGAGGGCUGUAGCAGAGUGCGAUCCGUGCCAGCCGAUGACUGCCUCCGCCAAGCUCUUUCGAUCCUCGAAGAGAUGCGACAACUUUCCGGUGAGAAGAAAGAGCUCGAGAAAAAUUCCCGAACGGAAGAACAGCAGCUGGCUGGACUGAUGCUUCGCUUGGCUGAAAGGAGUCAUCAAUUCCACGCGUUGCUCCCGCCCGGGGAGGAUACGGAGAACGAAGGGGGGCCGAUAGGCUUAGAACAGAUCGAACCUCUGUGGAGUGAGGCCCAGAUUGACGCGCAGCUAAAUCGAGUGACGCAGUACCUGGACGUCCAGUUCUCGCGAAAAAUUCUGAGAGGAGCUCUCUAUGCCGCGGACGAAAUAAAUCCGCUGGAUUACGUGUAUCGAUCCUCGCAAUGUAAAAUGCAGAUAGUGCCGUUAGGCUGCCUCGAUAUGCAGACGGUUUUGCAAUACAUCCACAACUCAAGUGAGUUUGCUAGGCGACUAUCCGGGGGGGGGAAGCUUCUCGGAGCUCACGACCAGCAAGAUAACUGUGGCUUCCCCCAAUCAGGUCGCCACGAGCAGAUCAUAAGGAAUAUCUACCGUUUGUCGAGGGAAUCCGAAGAGGUCAUCAUGGCCGACGGCGACGUAGGCAACCAUUGGCUACUUUGGCAUCCGGUUGAAAAUGCCAGUUUGCUCUCUGUCCUCUGCCGAGGUGUUCAGGCCACUCACCUGGGAGUUGGAUGGCCAACCCAGAUGAAGGGGAUAAAGUUCUACGAUCGAUUCGAGCACGACACCCAAAGUAAAAAAGAGUCGGAUGCCGGGACGAAUUUCGAGCUACUCUGCCAGGUAGCUCUGGGGGAUCAGAACGGCAAACCAGGAAAAGCAAACGGCGGGAACAGCGUAGCGCUCAAAGGUCGCUGGGGUCCCGAUGCCGCCGAUCAUGUUUCUUGGCAAAGCUGUCUCCUACCGUUAGGACCUACGGUUUUCAACGGCAAUUCCGAUGCUCAAGAACGUGCUUUUAACGAAUACGUCGUUUAUAAACCUCAGCAAGUUUGCAUUCGAUACCUUGUAGAAUACGAGAAAACUUGGAAAUUACGAACGACUACCGACUAG
Galendromus occidentalis (western predatory mite) is the source of this 7599-nucleotide messenger RNA. RefSeq lists its product as uncharacterized. The coding region runs from base 1 to 7599 and encodes 2532 amino acids. Gene Ontology annotation, molecular function: protein binding; NAD+ poly-ADP-ribosyltransferase activity. The record is from RefSeq and is a predicted model, not a curated record. Lineage: Eukaryota; Metazoa; Arthropoda; Arachnida; Mesostigmata; Phytoseiidae. The transcript has 18 exons.